UCGAUUAAAUCGCCAAAUUCAUUGAUAGGUCUACAGAAAACUGGUGGAAUCAACCAACAAGUCAAAACAAGCUCUAUAUCAGGUUUUAAGAUUAACUAAUUGAACUUGCUACAAAGCAGUCAAUUAGAUUAAUGCGUUAAAAUCGUACAUUCUUUAUUGAAUGCAGGCAGACAGAAGACAUACAACAAAACAUUAAACAAUUGAUUAUGAGACACCAGAAAAGAUGGUGAGGGAGAGACAGAUAAGCCAGUCCUUGCCAAAGUAUCACCCACUUCCAAUUUAAGUGCCACAGGAUGAAAGGAAAUCAGCUAAAAACACACAACCAAGGAACCACCACCAAAGUGAAAAGAGAAAAACUCUUCUUCUACAAGGCCCCGAAACAAACAGCAACACAACAACAUUUUCCUGUGGCAAUCAUAAAUACCUAGCCCUAUUGGGUAAUGCCGAGUUAAGGUGAAGGAGAGAAGGGAAGAGGGCUAAGUCUAAUUUAUGACAAGGACUGGCCUACCUAAAGAUUGCAUUCAGACUUAAAGUAAUGGGAAAUUGCACGCAGGGUGUCCGACCCCCAAUAUGGUGUCUUGUCGUCUUCUGGUUUGUCUCUUCUAAGGAGGCGAGACCCAUAGAUUUUCUGCCUAGAUUAUGGUCAGUGGAUUUUAAAUUUCCCUAAUUAUAUUUGCUUUGAUGCUUGUGAUGGGGAGGCCAGGCCACAUUCUUAGAAACAAUAUAAUAUUGUGUCAAAUUCACUGCUUCCUUAUCUAAGGCCAUAAUCUAAGCACUACAUAUCUGACAGAACCACAGACUGUAGAAGACAGGUCUUGCAUGUUGACCGCGUAGUCACUUCCUCCGUUACUUCCUCCGUUACUUCCUCGAGAAAACUGAAACACGUUUGGAAGAUGGCGGAGACGGAGGUGAUAGCUCUACUGGUGGAACCUCGUGUGCAACCCAAUUAAUCUUCCAAAGUAUGGGAGCACGUUACAUUGAAGAAUUCAAAGGAGACAAGUUUGCAGAAAAACAGCUGAACUUGUGUGGCUCGAGAGCACAACAGUGACGCAUGAGCUCCUGUAGAAAAAGAACGUUUGAACCAUGACGCAGGAUGAAGAGGGCUAUAAGCACAAAUACAAAAUCCUUGCCAAAAGAACACUGCCUGCUUUUCGACAAGCACAGUUUAUCACAAAUUAAACAAGUUUAGCUUCAGUGUUCGAGUUUUGUUCACCUUGUUGGUACAGUAAGUCAGAAGAGGAAAACGACAACAUUGAUUCUCUGUCUCUAUCUACUGAACACAGAUAACAUUUCAUCAUCGCUAUCUGUCGGAGCGCUAUGGGAAGGUCUACAGUAUCUAUAUUGGGAGCAAACCAGCUGUGGUGCUCAACGGUCUGCAGGCAAUGAAGGAAGCACUGGUCGCUCAGUCUGUGGAGUUUGCUGGACGACCCCAAGACCUGAUGGCCAACCACAUUGCAGGCAGCGAAGGUGUCAUAUUGGCUGAUUAUGGGCUCAGCUGGAAGAAACACCGGAGAUUUGCCCUGAUGUCCCUACAUAACUUCGGCCUGGGGAAACGGUCCAUGGAGCAGAGGAUUCUGGGAGAGACUCUGCACAUCAGCUCAUGCUUAGAGAGAAGUAUCGGAAAAUCCAUGGAUCCUCAGCAUCUGUUCUGCAGCGCUACGUGCAACAUAAUAUGCUCCAUCAUGUUUGGGUCUCGGUACGAAUAUGAGAAUGAACGCUUUCAGGCCAUGCUCAGUAUGAUGCAGGAGAAUUCGAAGAUUACCAACGGACCCUGGACUAUGUUAUACGACACAGUGCCCCUGUUCCGGAACCUGCCCCUGCCGUUCCGGAGGAUCUUUCGGAACUACAGCAACGUGCGGGAGCACGUUCUGGGCAUCGUGAGCCAGCAGGAGAAAUCCUGGGUUUCCGUGGAGACGAGGCACCUCAUCGACUGCUACCUGAAUGAAAUGGAAAAGCAAGGUGACAGCAAUAUUUGCUUUCACAAAAGCCAGAUGGUUGCCCUCCUUCUGGACCUCCUCUUUGCCGCAACAGACACCACCUCCAACACACUGCGCACCACCCUCUUGUAUCUGAUGACUCACCCACACGUGCAGGAGAGGUGUCAGAAGGAGAUCGACGAGGUGCUUGGGGAGAAGGAGCACGCCUCUUUCGAGGACAGACACAUGAUGCCCUACACACAGGCCAUGACCCACGAGGCUCAGCGAGUCGCAGACACGGUGCCGCUCAGCGUCUUCCACACCACCACCAAAGACACACGGCUGAUGGGCUACGACAUCCCCAAGGGAACCGUCAUCAUCCCCAACCUGUCCUCUGUGCUGAGUGAGGAAAGCCAGUGGAAGUUUCCCCACGACUUCAACCCCUCCAACUUCCUGAACGAUCGGGGAGAGUUUGUGAAGCCAGAGGCCUUCAAAGCCUUCUCUGCAGGGCCUCGGGUGUGUCUGGGAGAGGGUCUUGCUCGCAUGGAGCUCUUCCUGAUUCUCGUGACACUGCUACGCCGCUUCAAAUUUGUCUGGCCCGAGGACAGCGGUGUGCCUGACUACACCCCUGUUUUUGGGGUCACCCAGGCACCCAAACCCUACAGACUGGGGGUCAGACUGAGGGAAAAGCCGGGGAAGUGA
This is a messenger RNA of Anguilla anguilla (European eel), 2618 nucleotides long. RefSeq names its product cytochrome P450 2F2-like. The record is from RefSeq and is a predicted model, not a curated record. Lineage: Eukaryota; Metazoa; Chordata; Actinopteri; Anguilliformes; Anguillidae. The transcript is spliced from 9 exons. Gene Ontology annotation, cellular component: cytoplasm; intracellular membrane-bounded organelle. The coding region runs from base 1383 to 2618 and encodes 411 amino acids. Gene Ontology annotation, molecular function: iron ion binding; oxidoreductase activity, acting on paired donors, with incorporation or reduction of molecular oxygen, reduced flavin or flavoprotein as one donor, and incorporation of one atom of oxygen; heme binding. Gene Ontology annotation, biological process: xenobiotic metabolic process.